GCCGGGGUCCUUUUAUGUAGGGAAAAGAACUGAGGCGAUGUGGUAAAUGCUGACAGCAUUCGUCAUUUGUGUGCCUUAUUUCCUGUGUUUACAGCAACAAUGUCUUCAGCUCAGUCUCUGAGAGAGUUUAUCAGGGAGCGACUGACCGCAGCUGCUGAAGAAAUAUUCACAGAGGUUGAUAAAACCAUCGUCCAUUAUGAGGAAGAGCUGGAUCGUCAGCGCAGACUGCUGGAAAUCUGCUGGAAACCCCAAAUAAAGCUGCAGAGAAUAGAUCUCCCACAGCAAUAUGUUUGGAUGAAAGAUGUGAAUCUCACUGACCAGCAGUUCUAUAACCAGGAGAGGAACUCUGGCUUGGACCAAGAGGAACCAGAUCCUCUAAAAGAAAACCAGAAAGAUCUAGAACGUCAGCAAAUGAAAGAACAGGGACAGAUGGAACCACUGAAGAUGAAAGAGGAACAGAGUGAACUAGAACCUCAACAGAUGCCAGAGCGACAUUGUGAACUAGAAACUCUUUAUGUCAAAGAGGAACAGGAGGAACCAGAACCACCACUAACGAAGAAAGAGCAGGAGGAACCAGAACAACCACAGAUAAAAGAAGAACAGGAGGAAAUCAGUUUGGAGGAAGAACAUCUUGAACUGAAGCUGGAGACUGUAAAUCCUUCUUAUGAUGAAAGAGAUCACAGGGAAUCAGAACUAUCGAGGGACCAACUCUUCAUUCAGAUCGCACCUGAACCCGAGAACCAAAACCAGGAAAGGAGCAAUCAUGAAGACCCAGGAUCUAGUAGAGAUGAAGAACAGAAACAAAGUAAAAGUUGUCAGAAAAUUAGGCGUCACAGUGAAAAUUUAGACAAUCCAAAAGAAAAAAGGCAAAAGAAAACACACAUAAAUAGAAAUUUGACAUCUUGUAAAGUAUGUGGUAAAGUUUUAGCUCAAACUUGCAUUACCUGGCACAUGAAACUUCAUACAGAUAAGACACCUUUCUCAUGUCUGACCUGUGGAAAAUUUUUCAGUAAAAAAAAUCAUUUGUCUGUUCACAUGAGAACGCACACAGAUGAGAAGCCUUUCUCAUGCAUGACUUGUGGAAAAAGUUUCAGGGAAAGAGGAAAGUUGUCUCGUCACAAUAGAACUCACACUGGUGAGAAGCCUUUCUCAUGCAUGACUUGUGGAAAAAGUUUCAGUCAAAGAAGUUAUUUGUCUGUUCACAUGAGAACUCAUACAGGGGAGAAGCCUUUCUUAUGUACUAUCUGUGGAAAAGGUUUUACUGUGAAACAUGUCUUACAGAAUCACAUGAGAACUCAUACAGGGGAGAAGCCGUUCUCAUGUUUGAAAUGUGGAAAAGUAUUCAGGGAAAGAGGAAAGUUGUCUUGUCACAAUAGAACUCACACUGGUGAGAAGCCUUUCUCAUGCAUGACUUGUGGAAAAAGUUUCAGCCAAAGAAGUUAUUUGUCUGUUCACAUGAGAACUCAUACAGGGGAGAAGCCUUACUUAUGUACUAUCUGUGGAAAAGGUUUUACUGUGAAACAUGUCUUAAAGAGUCACAUGAGAACUCAUACAGGGGAGAAGCCUUUCUUCUGCACUGUCUGUGGAAAACGCUUUUCCUUCCAAUGUGAUUUAAAGAGUCACAUGAGAACUCACACAGGAGAGAAGCCAUUCUCAUGUUUAAUUUGUGGAAAAGGUUUCAGUGUCAAAGGAAGAUUAUCUCGUCACAAUAGAACUCAUAGGUGAAAAGCCUUUCUCAUAUUUGAUUUGUGAACAAAGUUUCAAUGAAAAAGCAAAGUCAUUUCAUCACAAUAGAACUUAUACAAGGUGAGAAGCCUUUCUCAUGUAUGACAUGUGGUAAACGUUUCUUUAAAAGUCAUUUGAACAUUUAAAAAAAAUCACUUCAGAUGAGAAGUUGGUUACAUGUGAAGAUCUGGUCAGGGAUUAGAAAAAGGGAGAAAAGGGAGACAUUUUCAAACUAUGUUGUCUUUGGACUUGCGUUCUUACUUUGUUUAUCCUCUACUUUUUCUACUCAAAUGUGCUGGUCUUAAGUUAAAUUUUCUCUUCCUGCUUUUUGUACGCUGGCCCGGCUCGUAUUCAAACUGCAAGCGAAUUGCUCCGGGGUCCAUGGAAACUGCAGAGAAUGGCAGUUGUUUCCAUGCCAGGAUACGGUUUUCUGGUCCAUUUGAGGGUCUGAGAUGAGUUCACACAGUCUUGAUCCACUCCAGAAACCAGACUCUGUACAAAAGCGUUCCAAAGCAGUGUGAAAGCAACGUUAAACACCAGGGAGAACUAUUUGACUGAAAAUCAAUACAAGCAAUACAUAUUACUGUUAGCUGUUAAAUAAUAUAAAAAAUACUGAAGCAUUACAGUUUGUUUAUACAUUUAUGAAUUUUGAUUAUUUGACUAUGAAUAUCAAAAAUCCUAAUUAAACAAUCAUAGUCAAUAAUUCCCAACCAAUAUCAUCCACAAAAUGUAGUCAGAAUAUUCACUAGCUGUUUGCCUCGUGGUUUGGACAAUAAAAUAGUAAUGCACGGGUAACCCA
This is a messenger RNA of Girardinichthys multiradiatus, 2524 nucleotides long. RefSeq names its product gastrula zinc finger protein XlCGF57.1-like. Gene Ontology annotation, molecular function: DNA-binding transcription factor activity, RNA polymerase II-specific; RNA polymerase II cis-regulatory region sequence-specific DNA binding. Gene Ontology annotation, cellular component: nucleus. Lineage: Eukaryota; Metazoa; Chordata; Actinopteri; Cyprinodontiformes; Goodeidae. The transcript has 3 exons. The coding region runs from base 100 to 1725 and encodes 541 amino acids. Gene Ontology annotation, biological process: regulation of cytokine production; regulation of immune system process; negative regulation of transcription by RNA polymerase II. The record is from RefSeq and is a predicted model, not a curated record.